UUGAACUUGACUGGUGUAAAACGCAAAAAUCGUAUUGUUCUUUCCUUUAUAUGUGUACCAGUCAAUUGAGGCUGAGUAAAUACAGAAAUUUUACUCUUGCUUAUAUCAUUAUGUCUUUCAAGGUUUCCACGGGAUAUUCAUGGUGGUCAACCGUGCUCCUUUUCCCACUCAGAGAACUUUGACUUAACAAAGCAACCAAAGGUUUUUUUAAGUGCGUCAUUGAUCCUCUCUAAACGGGGGACAAUAAUCCUGUUUUAGUACUUUCAAUCCAAAUCCGGACUCAAUUUACGGAACGUUAUGCCUGCACUUCUGUCUCCGGUCAGUAAACCUUUCCGUGUUUCUACCAACUUUUCAUCGGUCUGAGAGUCUGUGGCGAGGCUGUUGUGAGCACCGUAGCGUGUCAGCACUGACCUGACACUCGCUGACUCUUGACUAGCAGGAAUGUUCCUUUAAGUCAGAGAAAAAUGCAAAGAGAUUGGGCGGAGCCGCAAGCCGCUGUCACUCUCGCAAUAUGCCUCAGAUAUAUAUCUGCGGGCAAAAGCAAGCAAUUCAACUGAAUAGGUAGCAGGUCUCGAGGAACAAAAAAACCCAGAACAAAUCACGAGCUCUGUUUUUUGGCAAAGUAUGCUGAAUGAACAAGAUGGAAUACUUUUCUCUAGGUGUCUGAUUUUAAUCUGGUCUUUGAUCACAUCUGAUUAUUAUUAAAAGGGAAACUACUGGCUUUGAACUUGUGGAGCUUUUUAAUCGUUGAUGAAAUCUAGCAUCUAGUUGCCACUUGAAGCGAGGUGUCGUGUUGCCCUAUUCAAAGGGGCUCGGGCUGCUCUAUUUUGCGAAAUAACACCUUUAGAGACUUUCUCUCACAAAUAGGAUCUAUGAUGUUUUGCACUUUGUUUGCUGUGAUCGCCUUGACCACACUACCUGGUAUUCGUUCAGAUAUGGGUCGUGUGGGGGUAGCCCCUCGCUGUGAGAGCCGAGCAUGUAACCCCCGCAUGGGCAACCUAGUGCUGGGCCGCAGGGUCCUGACCCAAACCGUCUGCGGGUACAACGGCACCGAGCUCUAUUGCUCCUACUCCGACCCUCCUGCCAGCGGAAGCUGCACUCCUGCCAAGUGCACCAAGUGCAACGCUGCCUUGCCCCUACAGGCCCACCUGUCUGCUGCCAUGGCUGACUCCUCUUUCCGCCACCCCAACACCUGGUGGCAGUCUGCUGAGGGGGUGGAGUCAGAGACGGUGCAGCUCGACCUGGAGGUGGAGUUCUACUUCACCCACCUGAUUGUUGUGUUCCGUUCCUCCCGCCCCGCCGCCAUGACGCUGGAGCGAUCGCAGGACUUCGGGCGCACGUGGAAGGCUCUCCAAUUCUACACCCACGACUGCAACGCCACCUUCGGUCUGGAGGAGGGAACAGCGGGGCUGGACGGAGCCUUCUGCACCUCCAAAUACUCUGGAGCUUACCCCUGUACUCGAGGAGAGGUCAUCUACCGUGCACUCUCCCAAUGGGAGUCUCUAGACCCGUUCGGGGUGGCGGGCCAGGAGCAGCUGAGGGUGACCAACAUCCGCAUGCGUCUGCUGCAGCACCAGUCCUGUCCCUGCCAAGCCAAAGAUCCUAGUCACCCGGACAAGGCUCCUCCAACCAAGCACUUUGCCAUAUAUGACCUCAUCGUGAAGGGAAGCUGCUUUUGCAAUGGCCAUGCCGAGCAGUGUGUCCCCGCACCUGGCUACCGUCCCGUCAGGGACAGGACCAACCAUGUGGUUCAUGGGAAGUGUGUGUGCAGACAUAACACGGCAGGUGACCACUGUGAGCACUGUGCUCCACUCUACAACGACAGACCCUGGCAGCCCGCUGACGGCCUGACUGGGGCUCCGCACGAGUGCCACAAGUGUAAGUGCAACGGGCACGCUCGGAGCUGCCACUUCAAUUGGUCGGUGUGGCGUGAGACGGGCCAGCGCAGCGGAGGUGUGUGUGACUGUCAACACAACACUGAGGGACUCCAGUGUCAGAGCUGCAAGACUGGCUUCUACCGAGACCCCCAGAGACCAGUCACUUCCCCAGACUCCUGCAAACCAUGCAGCUGUCACCCCCUGGGGUCGAUACCCUUUCACCUGGGCGGGAGCUCCCUGUGUGACCCCACCAACGGCGACUGCAUUUGCAAGCCUGGCGUAGGGGGAGCUCACUGCGACAGGUGCAUGGUGGGCUACUGGGGUUUCCAUGACUACGGUUGCCGUCCUUGUGACUGUGCUGGAGACUGCGAUCCUUUCACGGGAGACUGCAUGACAAGCUCAGACCUGGACCUUUAUAACCUGGAGGGAAACUCCAGUGAGCCGGCUCGGAUCUUCAGACCAGACGAGCUCUUCUCUGCCCUUCAUUAUUCAGAGAAGUGUGAAUGCAAGGAGCAGGUGCUGACCAACAGCAAACUCUUCUGUACCAUGAAGUUCGCCUAUGUUCUGAAGGUGAAGGUUCUGUCAGCUCAUGACAAGGGUUCCCAUGCUGAGGUGGAGGUGAAGGUCCAGAAGGUUCUGAAUCAGAACACCAAGGUGAAGAUUCAGAGGGGCAGAGUCACACUCUACCCAGAGUCCUGGACAGCACGAGGUUGCACCUGCCCCAUCCUAAACCCAGGUGAGGAGUAUCUGGUAGCAGGACAUUCAGACCGUAAACAGGGUCGUCUCCUGGUCAACAUGAAGAGCUUUGUUAAACCCUGGCGAGCCAGCUUGGGACGCAAGGUCCUCACGCUACUGAAGAAAGACUGCACUUGGUAGACAGAUUAUAGAGACGUACAGAGAGAUAGAAGGAAAUAGAGAGAGCGAAUGACAGAGAGACUGACAUGGAUUUUUUUAAAUUCUUGGUUCUCUGAAUGGGGGAGUGGUCUCAUGAGGCCUUCUGCAGACUCCCAAUCUCCACCCCCACCCUGCCCUGGGCCAAUAAGACAAUGAGGUCGCAAGAGGACUUACAAACUCUGCACGCCUCUCUUUCUGAGAGACGACACAAACCCAGCACACACAUGCACACACACACGUACCCCAUCUCUCCCUCUCUCUAGCACUUUAGCCCAGGACAGAUGGGCCACCAGUAGCAGGGACUUAUGGACUGUACCACAGGAAAUUCACACAUGAACAAUUCACAAUUCACACGAGCCCUCGUGAAGCGCAGGAUCCAUCCAGCAGUACAGAUGGAGGGCCGUGAUUGGUGUUCCAUGCGUCCUGUUACAGUGAACCCCUCCACUAUUUGUGAGAUACACACGUGUAUAAAUACACACAAUGAUGUUGAAAAAGCCAUACAAACCACUACUAGUGGUCUAGCUAGUCCAGUGUGUGUGAGUUUGAGGGUAAGUGGUUUAGUCCAGGUGAAUGUAUUUGUUUAUGUUUAAUAGUGUGUGUAUAUGCAAAGGUUGAGAGUAUUUGUGAAUGGAUGUCUUUCUGGAGAGUUCACAUUCAUUCUGUUUGUUUAUCAUUUGGGCAGGAUAGCCUUGUGAGAUGCAGCUUAUCCUUUUUAGAGGUGGUUCUACAUAAAACAACCUUCCAUGAAAAACUGGUUAUACAGUGGAGAUAAUACUGUAUAUUACUCUCAAUAUAUAUCAUUGAGAGUUAUUAUUGUUAUUAUUAUUACACUGUUACUACGAGCCGCUGUGUAACAUCACUGUACAGAGAUCUGACACUUCUCUGAUCACCUUUAUUUCUUCCUUUGUGUUCCUGUACAGUAUUAUUUGUAUAUAUCUAUAUAAAUAUGAUGAUGUAAAUCUA
This is a messenger RNA of Osmerus eperlanus (European smelt), 3734 nucleotides long. It is a transcript of the gene ntn4, whose product is annotated as netrin 4. Gene Ontology annotation, cellular component: basement membrane. The transcript has 10 exons. The record is from RefSeq and is a predicted model, not a curated record. Gene Ontology annotation, molecular function: protein binding. Gene Ontology annotation, biological process: animal organ morphogenesis; tissue development. The coding region runs from base 873 to 2753 and encodes 626 amino acids. NCBI's taxonomy places the organism in Eukaryota, Metazoa, Chordata, Actinopteri, Osmeriformes, Osmeridae.